Molecule: messenger RNA, 2688 nt
Organism: Pygoscelis adeliae (Adelie penguin)
Lineage: Eukaryota; Metazoa; Chordata; Aves; Sphenisciformes; Spheniscidae
Gene: EFCAB12
Product: EF-hand calcium binding domain 12
Exons: 17
Coding region: 1-2688 (895 amino acids)
Source: RefSeq, a predicted model, not a curated record
AUGACAAACCUGGAAGCGCUGAUCACCAACAUUGAGCUCUGCAGCAAGGCUGACGGCUACAGCACUGUCACCUUUCCCACCCUCAAGAAGCUUUCCGUCAAUGGUAAGGCCUUUGGGAGCUCUCUGACGAGCAUCACUGCAGACGAGAUGAACGGCAUGAAUCGUUGUGGGAAGUGGGAUGUCACUACUAUUUGGAGCAGUGUGUCUAAGCAUGUUCGGCAACAGCUCCUGCAGAUAAAGCCUCAGGCUGUCAGUGUACAAGGACUGGGGAUAUUUCAUAUUCAAAAAUGGCUCUCUUUUGAAAAUGACGAGGUGCUCACGUUUCAGAGACCUCUGUUUUCACUGUCCAGGACUGUUGCACAGAUCCGUGAGCUGCGAAGUGCUUUUGUACCUGUUCCUGAUGAGAUAAAGAAAGUGUCAGUGAGCUACAAGAACAUCCACUCGGACGUCCCCUAUUCUGAGGAAGUCGUGCAGAACUGUAUGCAGGAGACCCUGAACUUCUUCUACUUCAUCCUAACAAACAGACAAGACGUGGACUUAAUUUUAAAGGAUGUUGGCACUCUUGCUAUCCGGGGAACAGAAGUGACAAUGGCAUUUUGUGAAGACUUUUUACUAAGCCUCAACAAGUCCACAUACGUGGUAGAGAAGUUGCUCACUAAGAAAUGGGUCAUAUCGGACAAAGAAGUUGCUCUCUUUCCGAGCCGUUUUGGCCGUGUCUACCAGCUUCCACAGUUUGAGAUUAGGGCAGUGCCUCGAAGAGCUUCUCUCACAGACAAAGAGAUACUUGGAGAAUUCGAGAGUGCUUUGAGCAGCAUGGGAAUAAGAGCGGCUGUUCGUCGCACAUUAUGCCUUCUGCGAAGGGGCCUUCCUCGAGACCGCUUAGCCAGAGCUGAGAUGGAGGAAGAAGCAGAGGAGAAAACGGAGGGAAAAGGGCCUCAUGGCAGACUGUUGCCACAAAGUGCAGGCACAGAAGGAAGGCAGCACAAAGAAACUCCUUUUGAGAGCCCUGAAUUGCCAUUGCCUACUUCUGAAGAACACGGGCAGACAGGACAGCUGCCCCAGGAGGAAGAAGAUAGCCUCAGCUCCCCAGAGACCACCUCUGAUACAGAAGAGGGUCUACAAACAAUGGAGGCUUGGAUUGAGGCGAGGAGGCAGUUUCGAACUGAGCUGGAAAGCUUAGGGGACAUUGAAAAAUGGCUGUCUCAAAAACCUUCCCUCAGCUAUCAAGAAAAAAGAUGCUGGCAAAGAAUAAAGGCACGCAGAGCAGACAGGAAGGCUGCUGUCAAAUCAGCUGUGACCGACAGCCUGGACCACUCACCACCAAAGAGCAGGCAGCCCUUGAAGAAGGGUAUUGUUCCCCUUGUUUGUGCACCAUACCCCCAGGCUCUUGUCACGCUACAUAACCUCCUGCACAAACAAAAGCUGAGGAUGGUGGACGUAUUCAAGAAGGCUGGUAUGGACAGGAGGAAGAUCACGAGAGCAGACUUCAUCAGAGUCAUCAAGGAGACCAAAGUUCCCAUCAGCAACAAGGACCUGGAAGACGUGGUCAUCUUCUUGACUUCCUCAAAACCGGGGAAUUUUAUAAGCCCUGAAGAUCUGAUUGGCUGUCAAAAGCAGUGGCUGGAAAUGAGGAAAGAACAAUCCAGAGAGACCAAAACAGGUGUAGAAGCUCAGUUCCAGAAAGACACCGGGAAAACUGCCACUUGCCCACCUUCUGCUGGGGACACAGCCAGACAGAUGAAACCUCAUGCUCCUGCCAAGCCUGAAAGAAAGUUAAUACACUUGGAAGUUCCACCAGUCAACACCGAGCCAGAACGACGACAUCUGAGCUAUGAUGAAAUGGAAGAGAUUGGAAAACUCGUAAGAGAGAGGAGACGGUGGGAGAAGAAUAAAGACAGCCCAAUAGAACGGAAAGAAAAGUGCCGGAUGGUGAGAUCUGGGGAUGGCCCCGUUGAUGAGCACUGCCUGCCGUCAACUGUAGAGGCUGACUUGGGAGAACUGGUUGACCGAUAUCGGCGGAAUGCCGUCGAGAGCUAUCUGAAGAGCUCCCAGCUGUGCAAAGAGCGCAAUGUUCACAUCACCGAGCCAACACUGCAGAGAGCCCUGCUGCAUCCAGGAGACAAGAUCAUCAAGGAGGGAGAAGACAUAAGGAAGAUCAGGCAGCCCGGAGGAUACUACAGCACAGGACGUGCUGAUGCUGCAUCACCAGGGAGCGAGGCCGAGGAGGCGGAAAAUAGGCGUCUUCAGAGGAAUAAGAUGCAAAAGUCAAACGACAAUAACUUCUGGCCAGGUCAUCUGCUGGACAAGCUAUGCCUUUACUUUCCUGAAAAGCAGCAUGACAGGGCACACGCCUUGUUCAGCUAUGUUCAUCCAACCAAGCCCGCCUACCCCCUGCUGCAUCCAGGAGACAAGAUCAUCAAGGAGGGAGAAGACAUAAGGAAGAUCAGGCAGCCCGGAGGAUACUACAGCACAGGACGUGCUGAUGCUGCAUCACCAGGGAGCGAGGCCGAGGAGGCGGAAAAUAGGCGUCUUCAGAGGAAUAAGAUGCAAAAGUCAAACGACAAUAACUUCUGGCCAGGUCAUCUGCUGGACAAGCUAUGCCUUUACUUUCCUGAAAAGCAGCAUGACAGGGCACACGCCUUGUUCAGCUAUGUUCAUCCAACCAAGCCCGCCUACCGUGGCUUCUAA